AAACAGACGGAAACAAAGCUAAAGUUUCAAUAGAAUGAUCAAGAAGUUUACUGUAUGUUGUUUCAUGCCUUCCAGAAACUUCAGGAACGCCGAGAUGAAACCACAGCGCCACCUGGAGGGAAAACAACCUCAUAACAGAGCUCAUAAAAACUAGCAACACGAUACAAUAAUAACAACCAGCUUUCAUAAUACUUUUUGUUGGUUUCCUAAAGAAACACUAAAACGCGUAAAAAUCCCAGCAUAAAAUGUUUAAGGGUGUGAUGUAGGAGAUAUACAAAUAGACAGGGGUUGUCCAUUAUGCUGUGGUUAUUGUGUGUCUUUUAUUUUGAAAUAGAUUUGUUAGGGUUCUAAUCGCAACCUUCACCUAAACAGUUUCGAGUGGCUGCUUGAAUACCAAACAGCGUUUUCAUCCCUAUAUACGUGCACUUUCUAGCUUACGAUAUAACAGCCUAUACACCCUACCUAGUGCAGUAUUCUCUCCUCAGUUAGUGAUUUAGGAUUCGGCCUGAUUAACUGCUCUGUUGCUCAGUUUGACAGUAGCGUUUAGCUUGUUAGCCAUGUGUUUACCUGGUCGAGAUAGGGAUUUUAGUAAGAUUCAAGACAUGAAUGAAAUCGCUGUUGAAGUUUUAAUUUAUAGUCUGUUUUUAAAGUUUGGGCUUGGUUUAGUUUAGUUAGUUACAAUGGAGCGCCAGGGUUUAAUCGGUGACCUGGAGAGCAAGAGUAAAGAGCAGCUGUGUGAACUACUGUCACGGCAAGAAAAGUUACUAAACAAUAAGCGGUUCGUUCAAACGCUUCCUGACAAAGGAAAGAAGAUUUCUGAGUUUGUGGGGAGAGUCCGCCAUGCUCUAGCAAAUAAGGAAGAAGAAGAGAAGAAGCAGGCCAGCUUGGCCUCUGUGCGAACAGAAUUUCAGGCCAGAUACCAGCAGGCUUUGUCUCUGCGCCAGCAUGUUGUCUCCACUGAUGUACGUACUGCUAGAACAAGGCUUGAAGAGAAUGAGGACUCGAUGAAUACAGAGCCAUCCCACCUGGGGGAAGCUGUGGGCAGAGUGGAUGGUGAAAACAGCUCCAAGUCCCUCUGUAUAGACAGUCCCUAUGUGAGACAGAGUACAUCUGGAGACACAGCAGCAUCCGGGAAUGCAGAUAGAGCUACAGACAUGGAUCUCACGGUGGCAUUUGAACGGGUCACUUUAUCCGAGGAGAGCAGUGUUCCUCCCAGAGACUCCACUAGAAAUCCUUUCUUGGGCUCACAGCAGCAGAAGAAGCCACAUUACAUAGAAGUGUUGGAGAGAUCAGACGUAUAUGUGACAAAACCUCGAUUCAGGCCCAAUCAAAUCCCAGUGAAGUCAGCCUCUCCAUCUCCUGGUGAGUCCCCUGGCCGUGUUACCCCUCUCAGUGCUGAGGCCCGGAGACAGAGGGACAGGAAGCACCUUGAUGACAUCACAGCUGCCAAGCUUCCUCCGCUGCACUACAGCCCUGCACAGUUACUGUCACUGGAGGAGUCCGUCACCCUUGCAAAGGAGCAGACAAAGAAGUAUCAGGAGCUGCAAGCCAAACUGGCUGCCCAGAAGCUGACAGAGAGUCUGACUGUCAGUAUGAACAGCUAUAAUCCUGAGGGGGGUGCUCUGGCUGCAUGCAGAGAGGUACAUGAUGAUGGGGCCUUCUCAGAGGAAGACUGACCCAGGAGACUGAUCUUGUCUUAGCCUAUGGAUAGAGACAUCUGGAGCUAUAUGAUCAGCUUUUUUAAUGGCCUUGUCUCAGGUACUUCCUUGAGUUGAAUUACUCUGAGACUCUUAACCAUGCUGUUCUGCAGAUCAUACUGCAAGGAACCCAAUUCCGAAAACCGAAUAGCUGCUACAGGAAUGCGCUUUGAAUAAAGCACUAGUCCAGUCGUUCUCAAAUCCAACUCUGGGACUAUGAGCUCUAAACCUUUGUGUGUUCCCUGCUUUAACACCUAAUUUAGCUCAACAGGACUUUAUUAAAACCUACGUGAGCCGAGCCGGGUGUUCUACAGAAGGGACCAUCCAGAAAUGACAACAUUGGGAAUGAGAAGCACUUCACAACUAUGAAUUGGUUUCAGAAAUAUGAAAACACGUUAUACACCAGUUUAUUCAUAUUUUUUUGCAAGACCUGUUUUGCAGCGUGAAGUAAAAAAUAAAUAAUGUUGACAGCUUAAGUCUGUGAUCUAAUGUCAGUUUUUACAGUUGUUUUUUUUUUUUUUUUUUUUUUUUUAACUUGAAACCUUAAAUGUGGAAGCACUUAUUGUUAUGACACAUGAGCACAACAACUACUUGAAAGAAAUUUCUCUUUCUGUGGAAUUGUUUUGUUAACCUUGACCCCACUUUGGUUUGAUUAGAAUGGCGAGUCAGCCAUCUUUAAAGUGUGUGAUUUUAUCAAUGCAGAAAUCUGUGCCAUGCCUCCCAUGAUUAAUAUAUGCAGUGUGAAAUACUGAAGCUUGAAAAAUUUGGCCCAAUUACUGGAGUACAUCUGGAGCGCAUUUAGCUCAUGUUACAGCAGAGAAUGGCAGUGCAUGAUGGGAUGGCAGCAGACAGACAUGACAUAUGGCAAAUUCAAUCCCCUCGCUUAAUGUGCAGAUAAGAAACGCCAAUAACCUCAAAGCCCUCCAGCUUUCAUUCACAGUAAAUCUCUCCAACUCUCUAAAUGUCAGAGGUACGUUCCUUUAAAUAGGAUUCAGUCUGGUGAGAUGCUUUGUGAUAACCUUUGCUGAUUGCUGCCCCAUGUGAUGGUGGGAACCUGGCACAUCUAGAACAUUUGUGUUCAUAACUCUGAGUAUGACGAGCUCCAGAGUGCAGACAUCUGAUAAUAAAUAUGCCAUACAUGUCUAGGAAGGAUCUUCUCACUGCUGGUGUUAAUUAAAGCCCACCUUGCUUGGAGGCUGUUACCAAUUACCAAUUAAAGGUUGUUUGACAUCA
Molecule: messenger RNA, 2930 nt
Organism: Ictalurus furcatus (blue catfish)
Lineage: Eukaryota; Metazoa; Chordata; Actinopteri; Siluriformes; Ictaluridae
Gene: polr2m
Product: RNA polymerase II subunit M
Exons: 4
Coding region: 681-1676 (331 amino acids)
Biological process (GO): intracellular signal transduction; transcription elongation by RNA polymerase II
Cellular component (GO): intracellular anatomical structure; nucleus
Molecular function (GO): transcription elongation factor activity
Source: RefSeq, a predicted model, not a curated record